AUGGCCCCGCCACCAACGACCUACCAACCCAUCCAGCCCGCUUCUGUCAAACGAGAGAGGGACGGAGUUUUCUCCGGCCCACGUUCAGGGCCGUCGUCGAUCUUCAGCGGGGGGAGCCGCCGGCAGACGAAACGCCUCAAGGCCGUCACCCAGGCCUGCCACACGUGUCGGCGUUUCAAAGCUAGAGUAAGCAACCUCCGUUAUCACCGGUGUGAUGGCGCGCGUCCGAGAUGCGGAGGAUGCGCUUCCAAGGACAAACCUUGCGGCUACGAGGGAGAGGAGGGCCAGUCCCUUCAGGCGGCUAAGCAAGCGCGCCUCGAAGCGCUUGAGAAACUGAUGAGAGCGCUGCAGUACAAGUCCAGCGAGGAGGCCGAAGAGCUGCUACAGCGCAUCCGUACCGGAGAUGAUCCCGCCGUCGUCCUCGGCGGUACCGAUAGCGGCGGCGAAUCUCAAAGCCCUCCGGCAGCCGUCGCUCCAAGCGUGACGGAAUCUGGCUCUGGCUCCAGCAACAGCAGGCUGUCCGGCCCCGUCACUUCCAUUGCCGGCUCUCGGACAGGUUCCGUGGAUUCAUGGGCGCCGACAUCUUCCCCCUCGACGUUGGUGGCUUUAUCCGUGUCAGCAAGGCUACACGACCCGGUGAACUUGUAUCUCGCUGCCCUCCCCAGUGCAAAAACAAUGUGGGCUGGUGUCCAGAGCUUCUACAGCUCGAGCGGCAAACUGUUUCAUGUCUUCACAGUCGAACAGGUCAAUCAGCAUCAUAGGGCAGUGUUCGGUUUGGACAACCGCCCCAAGCUUGACGAACGGGUCUCUAUUGGCUGCCUCGCCAUCGUCGCAGCCAUCGGUGUCCAAUACAACCCCAAUGAGUUCGAAAAAGGGACAGAUGAACUUCUCUAUUCUGCUGCUCGCCUGUUGUACACGGAUGUCCUCGAGUUUGGGCCCUUGCUGGCCAUCAAAGUCUGCACCUUGCUUGCCAUGUACAAUAUCAACAACAAGGGGACUGUUGCUCUGGCAUACAUCGAGACAGGACUUACCAUGUGCCACCGACAAAGCGACACUGCUGGAGUCUGCAACGCCGACCAGUUGACCGAGCAGGAAUGGGUUGAGUUCAGAAAAACUUGGAGGACUUUGAUGUUCUUCAACAGCUGGCUUGCCUCUACCCUUGGCUACAUCUCCGGCGCUGAUGACUCGGCUUUUGAGAAAGUGGUGCCACUUGCAGAGAACGAAGUCGACAUUUACACAAAGGAACUUGGGGAGAGGAUUCAAACCGAAAUGACCAAGAUAUCCUUACUCAAGGCAGGAAUCUUGAAGAAUCGUCUGGCUUACAAAGACAUCACCACCGGCGGUAUGGAUGGUAUCAUCAAGCAGCUUGAGGACUGGCACGGAAAGCUCCCAUCCGAUAUGCAACUGACAAACCUAGGCAACUUCAACAUCUCACCGCAUGCCCGUUGGUCCAUUUACCAUAUUCAUCUACUCUACCUUGGUGCUUUCAUACUGGUCUAUCGCAGGCUAGCUGCCCAGACGAUUCGGUCUAUCAAGGCAGGGGACGAGAGUCUCCUAGACACCAAUAAUUCCACUGUUAUCAAGCUGGUCAAAUUGGGUGUGGAGGCAGGCAGGGACUCCGCUCGGAUCCUUGGGCUCCUCUACGCUGAUAGAGGCAUUUUCAAGCGCUGCUGGCUGGUCAUCUUCCAAACCCACACAUCAUGUGUCGUUAUCCUGCACUCGGCCGCCCAGAAGAUGCUUCAUAAGCAUCCCGAGUUAUCGUGGACUGAGGACAUGAACAGGGCCCGAGGCUGCCUCGAUGUCCUUCGCUACUGCGGAACCAUUGAUCCCGUCGCCCUGCGCUUCCUUAUCAGAUUGUCCAGUAUUUACGAAAAGCUCCUGGAAUUCGGUGAAACAUGCCGAUCUGACAGACAACGGAUUGAGGACUGGGUUCCUCCGCCACCCGACCUUGUGGAAGACCCUGCAGCCACCCCGGAGCCGGAGGUGUCCAGCAAUACCUCUGAACACCCCAGCGCCCCGUCGGAAAAGUGGGAGUAUCUGCUCCGCAUCCCCAAGGACGCCGACCCUGACCUGGCCAAGCUAUCCGUCUCACUUCUCUACGCGCUUUGCCGGCCCUGGGGAGACCCUAACGCUCGCGGUACCGCCGAGCCCACCACCGUCACGCAGCCGUGCAAAUCCGAGAUGCUCGAGCGAGGUUUACCUUCGGAGAAACCCAACUUCUUCUCUAGCGAUGUUGACUGGAGCCGCGAGGGGGCAUCGGCUCCCUUCCGAUGGGACACAAGAAGCAUGGGUAUUUGCGGCAUCAACAACAAGGUCACGUCCAAGAUUGUUCCGCCCAAGAUGGGGCCAGAGGUGAUGUUUUUGGGAAGCGAGGAGCCGAACGGGUGGUCACCGGCACAUGAUGUGGAGAUUUAUGAGGAUGAAUGA
Molecule: messenger RNA, 2427 nt
Organism: Podospora anserina S mat+
Lineage: Eukaryota; Fungi; Ascomycota; Sordariomycetes; Sordariales; Podosporaceae
Exons: 5
Coding region: 1-2427 (808 amino acids)
Biological process (GO): positive regulation of transcription from RNA polymerase II promoter by galactose
Cellular component (GO): nucleus
Molecular function (GO): RNA polymerase II cis-regulatory region sequence-specific DNA binding; zinc ion binding; DNA-binding transcription factor activity, RNA polymerase II-specific
Source: RefSeq, a predicted model, not a curated record